Fonsecaea multimorphosa CBS 102226 is the source of this 789-nucleotide messenger RNA. RefSeq lists its product as uncharacterized. The transcript has a single exon. Gene Ontology annotation, cellular component: mediator complex. Gene Ontology annotation, biological process: regulation of transcription by RNA polymerase II. NCBI's taxonomy places the organism in Eukaryota, Fungi, Ascomycota, Eurotiomycetes, Chaetothyriales, Herpotrichiellaceae. Bases 1 to 789 code for a protein of 262 amino acids. Gene Ontology annotation, molecular function: transcription coregulator activity. The record is from RefSeq and is a predicted model, not a curated record.
AUGCCUUCCUCGACCAACAACACCUCGCCUGCAAAUGCGACGCCCGCAGCGCAUGCCCAGGCCCAUCCCGACAUCCCGCCUUUCCCUUCGCCCUCGACGUUCUCGAUCCUCCCUGACAUCUGGCUCCUCCUCGCGCGGCUGAAUAUCCUCCAUCAACACCCACAGCAGCAGCAACAGCAGACGCAAGCUCAAGCUCAGACGAAUGGCCACCACCAACAACAGCAACCAGGGUCAUCACAGCAGGGACACUCUACAUCUACAUCUCAAAACCCGCCAUCAACCUCCACACCCUCGCAGGCAAGCCAGCAACAGACACAGUCACAAACACAGUCACAACCACCACCGCCACCACCACCUCCUCCGUCCGGCACAACCACAACCACAGCCGCAACCGCCCCCGCGACAUUCCACAACUUACCCCUUCUGGACCUCAAAGACCUCCCCGCACAGAUCUACCCGCUGAAACAGCGUCUCGCGAAAGCCCGCGCGGCGGUGACCAGCCUACCGGACGUGAACAGGACGGUCGACGAGCAGGAGGAUGAGAUCCGGAGGCUGGAACGCAUGGUGCAAGGGUUGAGGGGGAGGUUGGGCCGGUUCGGGGAGAUUGCCGCCGCCGCUGCCGCCGCCACGGCGGGGAUCGAGGCGGGGAGGGAUGUCGAGAUGAAGGACGAGGACGAGAAUGAGGAUGAGGAGAUGAGAGAUGAGCCUAUGGAGCAUAGGCAGGAGGAGGGCGGUGUGGUGGCACAAGAAGCAGGAGGAAUGGUAAAAAAUGAAGGUGAGGAGGGGUGA